Molecule: messenger RNA, 462 nt
Organism: Protobothrops mucrosquamatus (brown spotted pit viper)
Lineage: Eukaryota; Metazoa; Chordata; Lepidosauria; Squamata; Viperidae
Product: 3 beta-hydroxysteroid dehydrogenase type 7-like
Exons: 4
Biological process (GO): steroid biosynthetic process
Molecular function (GO): 3-beta-hydroxy-Delta5-steroid dehydrogenase (NAD+) activity
Source: RefSeq, a predicted model, not a curated record
AACUGGAAGUUAUUCUGGCAGUAACUCAAGAAUGCAGAUACCUGCACAGAUGAAGUUGACUAGCAAAAACCAGAUCUAUCUGGUGACGGGAGGCUGUGGUUUCCUGGGAAAACAUCUGGUUGAAAUGCUUCUGGAACAAGAGCCCAACCUUGCCGAAGUACGGAUUUUUGACCUGCAUCUGGAUGAAAGUAUGCGCAGCUUGGAUAGAGUGACUCUCAUCCAGGGAGACAUCAGCAAGCCAGAGGAUGUGAAGCCAGCAGUCAAAGGCGCCCAUGUGGUCAUUCACACGGCCGGUCUAGUGGACGUCUGGGGCAGAGUCCCACCUGAGAAGAUCAUGGCAGUUAAUGUGCAAGGAACCAAGAACGUAAUUGAGGCCUGUGUCGCACAAGGAGUCCAGUAUCUGAUUUACACCAGUAGCAUGGAGGUCGUAGGACCUAACACAAAAGGCCACCAUUUCUACAG